UAUAAAGAGCGUAAUAGAAGGGGAGAAAAUCAAUGAGGUCAUCACCAGACACAAGUAAAGCUGCAGGUAAUACCCAAAAGACAGAGGGUGAGGAACAAAAUGGGGAAAGGUUGGGGGGGUUCUGUGUUUGGUUGAUGAAGGGAAUGAUGAAGAAAUGUGAAUGUGAGAAGAGAAAGAUGGUGCACAGCUUGAAGGUGGGGGUGGCCUUGGUGCUGGUCUCCCUUCUGUAUGUGCUGGACCCUCUCUUCCAUCAAGUGGGACAAAAUGUCAUGUGGGCUAUCAUGACUGUUGUCGUUGUUUUCGAGUUCUACGCAGGUGCUACAAUAAGCAAGGGGAUAAACCGAGGGAUUGGUACCAUACUUGGCGGAUUAUUGGGAUGCUUGGCCGCGCUCUUAGCCCACAAACUUGGAGGCUUGCAAAGUACUUUUGUAGUUGCAAUUUCCGUUUUUAGUGUAGGUGUAGGUGCGACAUACAUAAGAAUGUUACCAAAAGUGAAAAGAAAGUUUGACUAUGGAUUGUUGAUAUUCAUCUUGACAUUCAACUUGGUGGUGGUGUCGGGAGUGCGAGCGGAUAAAGUGAUGAUAUUAGCUCGGGAGCGGCUGUCCAACAUCGGAAUGGGCUUUGCCGUCUGCCUCUUCAUAAGCCUGUUCGUCUUCCCCCAAUGGGCUAGCGACCAACUUCAUUCCUCUACUGCUUCUAUGUUCCACCAAAUUGCUUCUUCACUUGAAGGGUGCUUGGAGGAGUACUUCGCAAUUUCAGGGGAGAAGAAAAGCAGCACAAGUCGGGAUGUCAAUCGUUGCAAAUGUGUCUUGUAUUCCAAGUCCAGCAACGAAACUUUGGCAAAUUUUGCAAAAUGGGAACCAUGGCAUGGGAAAUUUGGGUUCUCUUAUCCAUGGGGCAAGUAUAUGGAAAUUGGAGAGGCACUCAGAGAACUUGCUGCAAUAGUAGUUUCACUAAAUGACUGCAUUCACUCGACUGCACAGCCAUUGGCAAUUCAACGAGAAAUGAUCAAAGAGCCAACAGAACUAGUGGGAGUAUCGCUGCUGUGUAUUCUGAGGGAGCUAGGGGAGAGCAUAAAGGGCAUGAAACUCUACAGAGCUAAGGGCAUGAUGAGACCCAAGUUGCAGUCCAUAAAACAAGACAACCUUAUGAUGAGCUCUCCUCCAGACCUGGGCAUGUCUAGCUUUGUGUUCCUCUUGAAUGAGGUGAUACAAAAGGUUGAGGUAUUAGUAACUAAGGUGGAGCAGCUAAGUGACAUUGCAGGAUUUCACAUCAACAAGUUGGAGGUGUAAUUGAAUCAUGACUACUAAUUAUAAAUUAAAGGCUAAGUAAUAAGCAUACCAAAACAAAGUUAGAAGCAUACAUUAGCUCUCAUAUCCAAUAUAUAGUUUCAUUUCAUCUUAAAUUCCAAUGUUGAAUUUGGAAUAAAAGAUCUCACCUACAAAUUUAUGUGUAGAGUAUACUUUGUAUUAUUAUUUAUUAAUGAUGCCUGUUUGUUAUUGCAGACAACUUAUCAGAAUCAUAUUGCUCGCUUGAAUUUAACAAAAUUU
This is a messenger RNA of Cuscuta europaea, 1550 nucleotides long. Lineage: Eukaryota; Viridiplantae; Streptophyta; Magnoliopsida; Solanales; Convolvulaceae. The record is from the annotation of a GenBank genome assembly.